Messenger RNA from Chlamydomonas reinhardtii, 3528 nucleotides. RefSeq lists its product as uncharacterized. Lineage: Eukaryota; Viridiplantae; Chlorophyta; Chlorophyceae; Chlamydomonadales; Chlamydomonadaceae. The transcript is spliced from 15 exons. Bases 242 to 2179 code for a protein of 645 amino acids. The record is from RefSeq and is a predicted model, not a curated record.
CCACAGAACAGUUCGCUGAGCACCUGCCUUAAAUUUCGCUGACCGCCUCGCCAGAAACAGGCCCAGGUUACUUUCCGUUUGUAUAUAGACUUACACAUAGAAGAAUCUGAUAUUGAGACCCUUACAGCACCGAGGUCUUCGGGCAGUUGCACUGGGAACUUCUCUCCAGUUUGCCGCGUUUUGGCCCGCGCAGGGAGGCAGAAUCACCCACAGUGCUUUGGUGUUUCUAUAGGGCACCAAAAUGGGGGGCAAAACAAAGGUAGACGAGGACCGAGCCAAAAAGGCCACCAUCAAUACCGCACAAGCGUGCCAAAUCGUGUGUCCGCCGGACCGGCACAUUCCGGUCGAGUUCAAUGAAAUCUACAUGCUGGUGCGAACGGGCAUGACCACGGCGGAGAGAACUCGCUUUGAGAAGAUAGCGCAGCUGGUGGAGAGCCUAUACGCGCAGGAGUUCAUGCUGCUCCGCCGCAACCUCAAACACAACUUCCUGCGCUUCAGCUGCGGCGCCAAGGACCAGCCGCUCAUCAGCGCCGUGGGCAGCGGCCUGCCGACAGUGGCGGAGCUGGACAACAGCGAGGUGAAGCUGAUUGCGGACUUCAUGCAGCUCAUGUGCGCGGCACGCUUCCACAUCAUGACCACUGCGGAGUGGGAGCUGGCCAAGGCGGACAAGUUCAUGUUCUCGCUGCCCGUGGAGGUGAACUGGGACUACUACGACGACCGCAUGCUCAAGUCCUUCUGGGCCUCCACCCCCGAGCGCCAGGAGCUGCGCGCCCGCCUGCCCGACAUGGCGGACCGCGUGCUGGUGUUCCACAGGGGCAUCACCGUGGCGCAGGAGACGGGCAUGUACACGAACGAGAAGAUCGACCUGCUUAUCGACUACCUGUUCACAAAGCCCAUCCUCAAGCUGUGGCGGCGCAUCCGCGGCAUCAAGCCCGACCUGGUGGGGCCGCGCACACUCAACCUGACGGAGAGCACACACGCGGCACGCAAGGUUGUGGAGCGCAAGACGCUGCGGCUGCACAUGCCCACCGCCUGGGCCGUCAUCAAGAACUUCCACAAGAAGCUCAAGCUGCAGGAGCCGGCCUUCAAGGAGGUGGUGGUGCUGUACCGCGCCAGUGUGGACCACAAGAAGAAGGCGCACAAGCUGCCCGCCAUCCAGCGGCCCGUGGACCAGCGGCAGCGCGAGAUCCUGCAGCGGCGCAACAUCCACAUGAAGUGCUUCCACGACAUCCCCAUGGCCGACAUCGACGUCAUCUUCGCGGACAAGAAGGUGUACCUGAAGAUGCUGACCAUCAUUCAGAUGGUGGUGACGGUGGUGGGAGGCCUGGUGGCGGCGGCGGCGGUGCUGCUCAAGGGCGACAAGGUGGACAUGAACGUGCUGUGGUCGUCGCUGUCGCUGGUGGCGGCGCGAUGCGGCCAGGUGUACACCAGCGCGCAGGCGGAGCGGAGCAAGACCAUCCAGGACAUGGUGAACAUCCUGUACGACAAGACCUCUGACGCGCAGGAGGGCGUCAUGAGCAUGCUGCUGGAGGACAUGGCGGACCAGCAGCUCAAGGAGGCCAUCCUUACCUACGCGCUGCUGCUGCUGCGGGAGGCGGAGAUGACGGAGCAGAUGCUGGACGCGGACUGUGAGAAGUUCCUGCAGAAGCAGUUCGACCUGUCCAUCGACUUCGCGGUGGAGGACGCCCUGACUCGGCUGGAGGAGUGGCACAUGGUGCGCCGCAUCCAGCCCAAGGGCGCGCCGCGGCCAAAGUUCGAGGCCCUGAACGUGGAGGAGGCCGCUCACAACCUGGAGCGGCAGUGGGAGGCCGCGUUCGAGGCGCUGUCCGAGCCGCCGGACGUCAACGUGUUCCCGCUGCUCAACCUGGUCGCGGAGUCGGAGCACACCUCGGCGCCCUCGGCCCGUCGCAAGGCCCGCAUCGAGGCCAUGCGUGCUGAGAUAGACGCGGCAGAGAAGGAGAAGGCGGAUAAGGAGAAGGAGGAGAGGGACAAGGCCGCGGCCGCGAAUGGCACCACGGCGAACGGCGGGUUGAAGGUGUCUUCGGCGGUCGCAGGAUCGAAUCUGAAGCCCUCGCCAUCGGGCCAGGCUCUGCCGGGCGCUAGCUCGCUGGAGCAGAAGAAGAGCGGCGGCGGCUUUUUGGCGAGCCUGGGGCUGGGCGGCAAGAAGAAGGAGGCAUGAUUAGCAGGAGGAGCAGGAGGACCAGAAGAAGGGGAAUGCUGACGGGUUGGAACCGAUGGGCGCGUGGGCAGCGCGUUGGGUAUUAGAGGGGCGUUUGGAGGAGCGGGAGAGGCGGCGGGAGCCCGGGAGUUGCAAGGGCGGACUCAGGGACCGCGUGUGGGGCAUGGUUGGUGGUAGUGCUGCGGUUACGGCUGUAGGGAUGACAUGGCCAUUGGGCCGUAUGGGGGCAGUGUGUGUUGGCAAGGUGAAACCAUGGGGAAGUGCGACUGCUGACUUUGUGACGCAUGGCGUUGUCAACCGCAGCGGCUUGUUGCUACUCUAGCAAGCCGUGGUGUGGCCGAGUCCUACCGUGGCCGGAAAUGGCGAGCCGUGGUGGCUACUCUACCACAGAGCAUUGACUGGUGUUUGGGUGAGUGGCACUCGCAGAUGAAUUGUGAAUAAGGAAUUGAUUUGCGGUACGAGAGCUGCCCUUCCAUGCUCGGCACAUGCUGUACAGCGCUAGUUAAGCUCCAGUCGGCGAAUAAGGAAGCGCGCAUGGCGUCCGUUUUGCACGGACUCGGACUGGCUUCACGGCGGGCAGUGGCGCCGUGCGAUACGCGUGUGUCGGGCUGCCCGCUGUGAGGCACAUGUGACGAGGGGACGUGACGUGAAGCUGCGCACCUGAGCUCGGCAUGCAUGUGCAUCUGCAUAAUCUUUUCAGUCAGGCUCAACUCUGGAGGAGCUAAGGUAGUUUCGAAAACCUGCGGCCUCAGACAUGCGCCAACGUGGCGUGGGCGCAGCCCACUGUUCCUUCCUGUCGGGCUGUAUAUAGCUGUGUACGUACGGCUGUGUUAAUAGGGAAGCGGCAAGCGCGCUGUGUGUGCACGGACGUGUGCGCGUGUGCCUGUGUGGCAUGCUGGUACCGUGGUAUGAGCCUGGGAGGAUGGAGGGGGCGGCAAGUGGUUUUGCCGUCGAUAAUCCAAGAUACCAAGACAAUGAGUCAAUAACACAAAUGGUGUGGGGCGUGGUUACCCAGAUGCUGUUCAAGGAACGUAUUGGUGCGUGUGUUCUUAUGUGUGGGAGAUGAAAGCGUGGCCCUGGCACGCGGAGGCGUCUACGUACGUCUAGGAGCAAGAUCGCGAAGAGAGCCUGGAAUGGUUGAGAGCGACAGGCGAGCCGCCAUCGGUGUUCACCUGUGUUCGCACAAGCGGGAGCUGGCUAGACUGCGCGACAACGCGGUUCACAUUUCUGCACGCUUUGUUCAGCACGUGUCGAAGUGUCGGGUGGGGCUGUGUGCCUGGAACCCGAAAGGGUAACCCCGUGGGUUAACCCCUUCAAGAGUUCAAUUGGGCCUGUAAUAUCAGAAGAAA